GCCACGCAGUCACUGACCGAGCUCCGAAAUAUGGCGUCCAUGGCCUACCUCCUCCGUCGAAGGCUCCCUCACAAACCCUUCCUCCUCCAAAUACGCUUAUUCUCUUACUCUUCCUCAGAGAACCAAACCACGCAGCGCAUAGAGAAGAUUCUCGUAGCGAACAGAGGCGAGAUUGCGUGCAGAAUCAUGAGGACCGCGAAGCGGCUCGGGAUUAGGACCGUGGCCGUUUACAGCGACGCCGACAGAGACGCGCUUCACGUGAAAUCUGCCGACGAGGCUGUCCGUAUCGGUCCGCCCCCGGCUCGGUUGAGUUACUUGAACGCGUCGUCGAUUGUCGAGGCUGCAAUGCGUACCGGUGCGCAGGCUAUACAUCCUGGCUAUGGUUUCUUAUCGGAGAGUGCUGAUUUUGCUCAAAUUUGUGAAGAUAAGGGUCUUACAUUUAUUGGCCCUCCAGCAUCUGCAAUCCGUGACAUGGGCGAUAAAAGUGCAUCGAAGAGAAUAAUGGGUGCAGCAGGGGUGCCAUUGGUUCCUGGAUAUCAUGGUAAUGAACAAGAUAUAGAUAUAAUGACUUCAGAAGCAGACAAGAUUGGGUAUCCAAUCUUAAUAAAGCCAACUCAUGGAGGCGGAGGAAAGGGUAUGAGGAUUGUGCAGAGUCCAAAUGAAUUUGUUGAAUCUUUCUUGGGAGCACAACGUGAGGCUGCUGCUUCUUUUGGCAUAAACACAAUAUUGCUGGAGAAAUAUAUCACACAGCCAAGGCACAUAGAAGUGCAGAUAUUUGGGGACAAAUAUGGGAAUGUUCUUCAUUUAUAUGAGAGGGACUGCAGUGUGCAGAGAAGACACCAGAAGAUAAUUGAAGAAGCUCCAGCUCCAAACAUUUCCAGUUCUUUCCGCUCCCACUUGGGCCAAGCUGCUGUGUCUGCAGCCAAGGCAGUUGGGUAUCACAAUGCUGGCACUGUGGAGUUUAUAGUUGAUACAGUCUCAGGCCAAUUUUAUUUUAUGGAGAUGAACACCCGUCUUCAGGUUGAGCAUCCUGUGACCGAGAUGAUUGUUGGUCAAGAUCUCGUAGAGUGGCAAAUCUGUGUUGCAAGUGGAGAACCUCUUCCCAUGAGCCAGUCACAGGUGCCCUUGUCAGGUCAUGCUUUUGAAGCCCGAAUAUAUGCUGAAAAUGUACUGAAAGGAUUUCUUCCAGCAACUGGAGUUCUUCAUCAUUAUCAUCCUGUUCCAGUGUCGUCAACAGUUCGGGUUGAGACAGGGGUUGGACAAGCUGACACUGUUAGCAUGCAUUAUGAUCCUAUGAUUGCUAAGCUUGUAGUAUGGGGAGAAAAUCGUGCUGCAGCAUUAGUAAAAUUAAAGGAUUGCUUGUCGAAGUUUCAGGUUGCAGGCUUACCGACCAAUAUCAAUUUUCUCCAAAAACUUGCGAACCAUUGGGCGUUUGAGAAUGGCAAUGUAGAAACAAAUUUUAUUGAACGUUUUAAAGAUGAUCUCUUUGUUUCUCCCACCAAUUCAAAAUCAGCAAAAGAAGCAUAUGAUGCUGCUAGACUUAGUGCAACCCUGGUAGCUGCAUGCGUAAUCUCAAGGGAACAUUCUCUAUUGAAAGAAAAUCCCCUUGGGGGCAACAGGUCACUCUCCAUAUGGUAUUCUUCUCCCCCUUUUAGAGUCCAUCAUUGUGCCACUCGUACAAUGGAACUUGAAUGGGUGAAUGAAUAUGACAGCAGCGCAUCAAAUCUCUUCACACUUUCAAUUACUUAUGAGCCAGAUGGAAAUUAUCUGGUUAAGACAGGAGAAAACUGUUCCCAUUGUAUGGAAGUCAAAGCAGCAGACCUAGGUAACCAUGAUUUCAGAGUUGAAACUGAUGCUGUAAGCAUGGAUGUCAGUUUAGCUGUUUACUCUAAGGAUCAGACUAAGCACAUUCAUAUAUGGCAUGGGUCACAUCAUCAUCAUUUCAGACAGAAAAUAGGGCUUGAGUUAUCUGAUAAUGAUGAAGUUCAACAUAAGCCCAGCUUUCAUACAGCAUCCCAGCCUCAAGGGACUGUUGUGGCACCCAUGGCUGGUUUAGUGGUCAAACUUUUGGUGAAGGAUGGGACAAAAGUGGAGGAAGGACAGCCUAUACUAGUCUUAGAAGCAAUGAAAAUGGAGCAUGUUGUAAAGGCACCAUGUGCCGGAUGUGUCCAUGGGCUUCUAGUUACGGCUGGUCAGCAAGUUUCUGAUGGCAGUGUUCUCUUCAGCAUCAAGGAUUAGUAGAAUCAUCAUGGUUUUAUGUUUUCCGGACAAAUCAUAGCAAGGCAGAGCUCAUCUUUAAUUGUGCUCAGAGGGGACUUGGCUGUCUGCAUUUCUGCUGUAAGAAAAUUGACAUUUAUCCCUUGUUUACAUUGGUAAAAUAAAAUCUUCAAGAUGUAAUAAAAUAAAAAAAUAAAAAAAAACUCUUAUACCUUUCAAUACGGAAAAGUAAAAGUUAAUGGUUCCCCCCCGCCCUGCAGUUGGUGGCCGGCGAGCUUGUUUCUUUACCAGUCACUUUUUAGCUUCUCAUUAUAAAGAAUUCUUAAUUCAUUUCAUAAGUUGCUGGAUUGACUGGUAAAUCAGCCCUAGAUGUUUCUUAGGAGAAUCUUCUUAAUGAGACUCAUCUGAGAUUACAAACAGGAUGAUGGAUUUUCUAAGUGACUGGGCUUUGAGCUCACACUUAAUUCAUCUUUGGAAUUUGGGAGGUUGCUAA
Alnus glutinosa is the source of this 2710-nucleotide messenger RNA. RefSeq names its product methylcrotonoyl-CoA carboxylase subunit alpha, mitochondrial. Gene Ontology annotation, cellular component: mitochondrion. The record is from RefSeq and is a predicted model, not a curated record. The transcript is spliced from 16 exons. Lineage: Eukaryota; Viridiplantae; Streptophyta; Magnoliopsida; Fagales; Betulaceae. Gene Ontology annotation, molecular function: ATP binding; metal ion binding; methylcrotonoyl-CoA carboxylase activity. The coding region runs from base 31 to 2238 and encodes 735 amino acids.